Lasiosphaeria miniovina is the source of this 510-nucleotide messenger RNA. Its product is annotated as peptidyl-prolyl cis-trans isomerase-like 3. The record is from RefSeq and is a predicted model, not a curated record. Gene Ontology annotation, biological process: protein folding; protein peptidyl-prolyl isomerization. The coding region runs from base 1 to 510 and encodes 169 amino acids. The transcript is spliced from 2 exons. Gene Ontology annotation, molecular function: peptidyl-prolyl cis-trans isomerase activity. NCBI's taxonomy places the organism in Eukaryota, Fungi, Ascomycota, Sordariomycetes, Sordariales, Lasiosphaeriaceae. Gene Ontology annotation, cellular component: catalytic step 2 spliceosome.
AUGUCUGUAACUCUGCACACAAAUCUCGGGGACCUCAAAAUCGAGAUGUUCUGUGAGAGCGUCCCCAAGACGGCCGAGAACUUCCUCGCCCUCUGCGCGUCCAAUUAUUAUGACGAGUCUCCCUUCCACCGGGUGAUACCCGGCUUCAUGGCCCAGACUGGCGCGCCGGCGCAUCCGUAUCCCCCAGAAAACCCAAAGGGUGGCCGCUCCAUCUUCAGCGCCGCCGAGGGCUUCGAGGACGAGAUCCGGCCGGCGCUGCAGCACCACGGCCGCGGAGUGCUCAGCAUGGCCAACAAGGGCCCCAGGACCAACGGCAGCCAGUUUUUUGUCUUGUUUGACCGUGCGCCGCACCUGGAUGGGCUAAACACCGUCUUUGGGAAGCUGCUGGGCGACGACAGCCUCGACACGCUGGCCAAGAUCGAGCAGGUUGAGAUCGACAAGAAGAACCGCCCCAAGGAACCAGUCCACAUAAUCAACGUCACGAUACACGCAAACCCGCUGGCGGCGUGA